UCGAAUACUGUGCUCUAUUGCACACUAUAUGUAUAUACAUAUACAUACCGAUUAUUCACAUCUGCAAUAAUAAAAAUACAAAUUUACAUCAUGCAAGAAUAGUACACUAAAUGAUCGCUCACCUAUCUCUAUAGUAACGAAAAGUAAAACAUGUUCAUAACCUAAAGAAACAUGGAAUUGUGCGAAUACAACUACAAUUUGUAGUAUCAUCCUUCACUAUUUUAAAAACAAUGUCAGCAGAAAAUCGUGAGGAAUCUAUGCGAGAAACCGCAUUACGACUUGCUAUAGAGGAAGAAAAUAGACGCAAGACUGAUCCAAAUGAAACUCACGAACGAUCCAUUAUUAUCCUUGGCAGUAAGGGAAUUGGUAAAACAACAAUGAUAUAUCGAUUUCUUGAAAAAGAUGAAAGACCAAAACCGACUAUAGCAAUGGAUUAUUCGUUUGGUCGUAAAACUGUGAAAAGUUUAGUGAAAAAUAUAGUGCACGUGUGGGAAGUGGGUCACUUGGCUUCUUCUUUAGUAUCCGUCGCAAUGACCGGAUCUACAUUAACACAUUCUCCUCAUCAUACUGUGAUAUUAAUAAUGCUGGAUUUAUCGCGACCAGAAGAAUUAUGGACUUCUUUCGAAGAAACUCUUUCUAUACUACGAAACGGUUUGAAAAUGAGUUAUGAUUCCGAUACAAUUAAAAAAUUACAGGAAAAAAGAAUAGCAAAUAUGAAAAAAGAUAUAGAACGCGGAAUUGAUCUGUUCCCUUUGCAGAUGUGUAUCUUAGGUGGACGAUAUGAUGAAUUCAAGGAAUUUGACUCGGAUAAAAAAGAAUUUAUUGGUAAGAUACUGAGAGCGAUAGCUCACAAUCUAGGUGCAAGUCUUUAUUAUUAUUCGUCUAAAGAUAAAUUUCUUGUGCGACGACUUAAAGAUCUAUUAUCUCACUACGGAUUCGGUUCUUCACUUACGGAGGAAAAGUGCACAGAUUAUGAAAAGCCAUUAAUGAUACCAGCGGGUGCGGAUUCCUUCGGACGAAUCGAUUUGCAGUUCCCUCAAACGAGACCAUCGGCAAUUUUAGACACCAUCAAACAGAUCUACAUCUCCCGCAUACCGCAAGUAUCGAGGAACGACGAAAGCACUUUGGAGGAUCCCAGCAAUGAUCCUAAUUUUAAUGAGCCCAUUAUCGAUAGACUGAGAAUGCAGCGGGAAGAGGAGAUCAGUGUACUAUUGAGCGAUAUGAUGGAAGGUCGUAUGCCGCAAAUUCCUGUGCCUGAUCCAAUUUAAAGAGUACAUCUAUUUUCGCUAAGCAUCCAUUGCGUUUUUAAAGCGAUAAACGAAAACGGCUAGGAUAAUUUGGCAAAGAUAAUUUAUAAUAUAUUCAUUUAGAGUGUAAUCCAUAACAUAUGCAAAAUUAAUAAAAAACUAUUUCAUUCGCGA
Messenger RNA from Cataglyphis hispanica, 1421 nucleotides. Its product is annotated as cytoplasmic dynein 2 light intermediate chain 1. The transcript has 7 exons. The coding region runs from base 231 to 1268 and encodes 345 amino acids. The record is from RefSeq and is a predicted model, not a curated record. Gene Ontology annotation, biological process: intraciliary transport involved in cilium assembly; intraciliary retrograde transport. Gene Ontology annotation, cellular component: cytoplasmic dynein complex; axoneme; ciliary basal body. Gene Ontology annotation, molecular function: dynein heavy chain binding. NCBI's taxonomy places the organism in Eukaryota, Metazoa, Arthropoda, Insecta, Hymenoptera, Formicidae.